This is a messenger RNA of Drosophila grimshawi, 1719 nucleotides long. Its product is annotated as solute carrier family 22 member 3. The coding region runs from base 1 to 1719 and encodes 572 amino acids. The transcript has 3 exons. The record is from RefSeq and is a predicted model, not a curated record. Gene Ontology annotation, biological process: transmembrane transport. Gene Ontology annotation, molecular function: transmembrane transporter activity. NCBI's taxonomy places the organism in Eukaryota, Metazoa, Arthropoda, Insecta, Diptera, Drosophilidae.
AUGGUCGCCAGUUACAGCCCCAAUGCGGGCUACAAUACCAAGGAUCGUCGUCCAACGCCAACGCCCGAAACAGUGCCUCAGAUAUCCUAUUUGGCGCACGACAGCUGUCAGAAUGCGGAUGGAGAUGAGGAUGAGCUGCAAACACAAAAUGAAACCGAUGACAUCAUUAGCCAGGUGCUGGGCAACUUUGGCAUCUGGCAGCUGCGAUCUGUGCUGAUCAUCUUUCUGUGCAAAAUACCCGCCGCUUGGUUCAUGUCACUCCUCAUCUUCACGGCGACGGAACUGAAUCCGAAUGAGGAGUACUGGUGUGAUACGAGUGCUUUUGGGGAUGCCGAGAACUGCAGCGUGUCGGAGGAUCAGUGCUAUGUGCUAGUCCCCUAUGGCGAUGCCAACUAUGCGAUACGCCAGUGCCAGAAGUUCCACUAUGAGCACAACUUUCGAUCGCUGAUCAUGGAGUUCGAUCUGGUCUGUCUGUGUGACAUAUUUGUGGCCUGGUCUCAGUACUGGCAUCUCUUUGGCAUGUUCCUGGGCGGUGUGGUUGCCAGUCGGCUGAUGCGUCUCCUCAGUCCACGCCGAGUGUAUAUCGUUGGCAUAUGGGGUCUGCUCGCCUGUGGCACAGCUACGGGUCUCGUCAACGAUUUCAGUUUGCAUUGCUCCUUUCGCUGCCUGUCUGCCGUCUGCUGCUGCUUCAUGAUGACUUCCGGACAGGUUAUAUUCAGUGACAUUACGGCGGGCAAAUAUCGCAAAGGGGUGCUGUUGCUCUAUGAGACCUUCUGGUCAGUGGGUCUUAUGCUACUGCCCGCCAUUGCUACAUUUGCUCAGAGCUGGCGUCAGGUGUAUGGAGGCAUAACAUCACUACCAUUUAUCAUAGUCCUGCUGCUGCCCUGGUUACCGGACUCGCCUCGCUGGCUGCUGCAACAUGCCGAGCCCACUGCUGCAGUGGAGCAUGUCAUGGAUCUGGUGCUGAGGGCAGCCCGCCUCAAUGAGCACUGCUCGAGAGUGCCCAUCGACCUGUACACGCAGCUGGAACUGCUUGGCGAGCGACUACGCGAAGAGUCGCCUCCAGCACGCUGGUUGGAACUCUGGCGUGGCCAUAGCCAUGCCAAGCUGCUCAUGCUGGCCACACAUAUGGCCUUGGCCACAUUUCUUAUUAGCCACAUUGGAUUGCUGCUGAACACACGCUCCUUUGGCCGCGACUAUCUGGCACCCAAUACCAUUUGUAUGGGCCUGGCCGAAAUUGUGGGCUGCCUGUUAGCCCUAUACUUGAGCCAGAAACAUGAUUCAUGGAAGUGGCAGUGGGCGGGUGGAUUCUGCAUUGUGGCUGGAGCUAUUGGCUGCGUCUGCUGGCUAUGCCAAGAUGCUGAAAUGCCACCAGUCUAUGAGAAUGUCCUGUGGAUGUUCUUUGCUGCUCUGCCCAAGGCAGCUGUGUCCUGUGGCCAAGCUUUGCUUAUUGCUUGCAUGUCUGAAUCUCUGCCGGCCGAGAAACGUGGCCCGUUUGCCUUCUCUGUGAUCACCUGGGCGCGUGUCUGGUUGCUCUCUGCGUCGUUUCUUACGGUGCUCAAGCAGAUUAACAUUGCGUUAUCCUUGUCCACAUUUUAUGUUUUGGUCAUUUUGGGCGGCAUUUGUACCUGCUGCUUGCGUACGCCACAAGGAAAGCAGCCGGAGGAGAGGCACCAACAGCGGGAAAAGGAAGCUGACAGGUUCAGUACGCAUUUGUAA